Messenger RNA from Oenanthe melanoleuca, 2121 nucleotides. RefSeq names its product testis expressed 9 (gene TEX9). The record is from RefSeq and is a predicted model, not a curated record. The transcript is spliced from 9 exons. Bases 1120 to 2115 code for a protein of 331 amino acids. NCBI's taxonomy places the organism in Eukaryota, Metazoa, Chordata, Aves, Passeriformes, Muscicapidae.
UGCACACUGGGUUGAGCUUCAAAAGAAAUUUAGACUAUGACUACUAGAAGCAUGCUGCUUUCAAAUGCAAGGUAAGAUUUAAUUUAUUUCUUUUCAAAGUUGUAAGCUUGUAUUAAAAAUAUAUUCAAAGGUAGUUUAUAUUUAGUUUCAUCAGGUAGAUAUUCACACACCUGCCUACAGCAUUUGUGCAGAUGCAUACAUAAAACAAUAUUAAAAUCUUGUUUCACUGUUUAAGAAAAGUACCUGUAGGUGGGUUUAUGUCUUAAAUACUAAAAAUUAGUAUUUGAAAGCCAGAUACUAUUACAGUAACCUAGUGAAGUAGAUCUACGUUAUUCAAGCUGAAAGAGAUACAAAGAAUAAGCAACAUUAACAUGAACUUACUAAGAGGGAAACUUUCUCAAAACAGAAGAAGUUGCUGUUUGUUAUCAGUAUUGUUGUUUAACAUUGGUGCAGCUAUGUACCAGAUAAAGUCAGGACUUUAUGUGAAAGUUGGACAAAUUAAUAAAAAGGGGACAGGGCAGGUAUGGUAAAUACCCAAAACAGUUUGGAGAAAGUGUUCUGCAUAUUAGAAAUAGUCAUAAUAAGUACACUCAUUCAAAAAAAAACCAAACAAGGCUUAAAAAGCAAAUUACUAAGUAUUUUGGAAAGCUGUACUUGUAUACACUUUUCCUACUGUUGAAAGUUCAAUUUUAUGGGCCAUGAAAACAUAUUCUUCUCUAGAGCAGUGACAAGCUGAGGCUAAAUGCUUGGCAUUUGAACAGGAGCAGAUGAAACGACCAAAAUAGCAUCUAGUCUCUUUCCUUUAGAAAACAGCAACAACAAAACCACUGUUUUUUUCUUCUCUAAAUAUAGCAGAAGAUGAAAUAUUCUUAGAAUACUUAAUAUACCACGUGGCACUGCCAGAUUGCACAGAUAUACAUUUAACAACAAAACAGCAAUGGCAUUUUCAUUUUUAGAUAUCUUUUCCUGUGUUUCAGAAAUUCUUUUCCACAGUAGACUAUAGUUUUCAUUCUUUUCCAUGUAGACUGUAGUUACUGUGAUUUGUGAUUUACAGAUAGGUAAUUCCUCUUUAAUGGAUUAUAUUCUCCCAAGAUCAACUACUUUUUUUCUCUUUUUUUAAUGAAGAAAGGCCAACAGAAGAUACUAUCUCAGCCAGUAUCAGUACAGAGUAAGUCACCUGAGGAUGACAGACAGAGAGAUCCACUCUGUUCUGAAGUUUCAUCUCUUACACACUCACUUGCAAAGGUAGAAAACAAGAAGAAAUUUCCUUCUGUGCCCACAGCUCAGAACAGACCAUACUCUUCAAGUAAGGGAAAAAGAACAACUUCAAGUUCAAAAAUAAGAAACGUGGAAGUACAAAGCACUGAUGGUGUUGCAGUACUGGAAGAUUGCAUAGGUUUUUCUUUAACAAGAACAAUAAGCAAGGUUGAAGAAAAAUUAAAGAAAGGAGUCUUACCAGACUGUCCAGAUGAUGAUAUUAUUCCAAGGGUCGGAGAUGAAAUGGGAGCAGAAGCUCAAAUCAGACUUCUUAAGGCAAAGUUACGUGUGACGCAGGAAGAUCUGGCAAAUGUAGUGUUUGAAUGCAGAAAAAAGGAUGAUGAAAAUCAGAAUUUAGAAACUCGGCUCAAAGAUACUGAAGAAGAAAACACAAGACUGCAACGAACAAUUAGCCUGCAACAGUCUCAGACUGAGAAGUACAAAAUAUUGUCACAAGAAGCAAACAAAAAAACUGAAGGGUUACAACAAGAGAUCACUGCACUAGAAAAGGAAUUGGAGAAUCUAAAGCGUGCCCAAAAGCAGGCUGCAGCCACUCAGAGUGCAACAGAGGUUCGUUUAAACAGGGCCUUGGAAGAAGUGGAAAAGUAUAAAGUGGAGCUGAAUAAACUGAAGCAAAGCAACAAGGAUGUAGCUAACCAAGAACUCAAAACAAUCGAAGAAUUGAGAGCAGAAAACAAGAAACUGCAGAAACAAAAAGGAGAGCUUAUUACAGGUUUUAAAAAGCAGUUGAAGUUAAUUGAUAUUUUGAAGAGACAAAAGAUGCACAUUGAAGCUGCCAAGAUGCUUUCUUUUACUGAAGAGGAAUUCAUGAAAGCUCUUGAGUGGGGAAAUUAUUGAUCCCAU